CUUCCAUGGCCAAGUCAGACAUCAAUUUAUCACCACUAUCUCUAAUCCCCGCUUCUUUUGGAACCUCUCUCUCUCUCUCUCUCUCUCUCUCUCUCUCUCAUUUUCAUUCUGUUCUGUCUUUUCUUUCCUCCGGUCAUUAGGAGGGUGUGCCUGCUAUGGAAGGAACUACACUGGACGAAUUGGUUGAGAGACUAUUGGAAGGGCGGAAGAACAAAGGAAAACGCAUUCAGCUCAAUGAAGCUGAGAUUCGUCAGCUUUGUCUUACAGCCAAGGAGAUAUUAUUGCGCCAACCCAAUCUCUUAGAGUUGGAAGCCCCCAUGAACGUUUGUGGUGAUAUACAUGGACAAUUUUCUGAUCUCCUACGCUUGUUUGAGUAUGGAGGAUUCCCCCCAGAAUCCAAUUACUUGUUCCUUGGAGACUAUGUAGAUAGAGGGAAACAGAGUAUCGAGAGCAUAUGCCUUCUCCUCGCUUACAAGAUCAAGUACCCAGAUAACUUCUUCCUACUUCGAGGAAAUCAUGAAUGUGCCUCCAUCAACAGAAUCUAUGGAUUCUAUGAUGAAUGUAAACGCCGGUUCAGCGUUCGACUUUGGAAGACCUUCACAGACUGUUUCAACUGUUUACCAGUUUCAGCCAUCAUUGAUGACAAGAUCUUAUGCAUGCAUGGUGGGCUGUCCCCAGAAUUGGAGAGCUUGGAUCAGAUAAGAGCAAUUGAGAGGCCAAUCGACGUGCCAGAUGCUGGCCUAUUGUGUGAUCUACUUUGGGCAGAUCCUGACAAAGACAUAAAAGGAUGGGGGGAGAAUGAUAGAGGAGUUUCCUUUACUUUUGGUGCAGACAAAGUGACCGAGUUCUUGAAGAAGCAUGACCUUGAUCUAGUUUGUCGAGCUCAUCAGGUUGUUGAAGAUGGGUACGAGUUCUUUGCAGACCGGCAACUAGUUACGAUAUUUUCAGCCCCAAACUAUUGUGGAGAAUUCAACAAUGCAGGUGCACUCAUGAGUGUGGACGCAAGUCUGUUAUGCUCUUUUCAGAUCCUCAAACCCUGGAGAGGCAAAUCAGUUUAGCCAGAAAAGAUUACAACCAAUGGAAGACAAGGGAGAUGAUAUUUGAUAAAGAAACAAAAAAGAAACAUGGUGGAACAAGCAUAUGCUUAAUCUUCUGUGACUAAUGUCUAUGCUAAUUGCAGUGUUGAGAAACACAAUGAAAGCCCUUUCUGUUUCCUCUGUUGUAGAUCAUCCAGACUGUAAUUUAAGAGUUACCAAGCUCAAGCUGAUGUAUAUAUUCCCUUCCAGAUAAAGAAAGCUUGGACAUCUGAGCUAGAGUAUAAGUUAUGUAGGUGCAUUCGACCCUUCAUUAAUAAGAAGAGACAUUUAACUGAAUGAGAGUUUACAAAAGAAA
Messenger RNA from Macadamia integrifolia, 1392 nucleotides. Its product is annotated as serine/threonine-protein phosphatase PP1 isozyme 1-like. Gene Ontology annotation, molecular function: protein serine/threonine phosphatase activity. The transcript is spliced from 3 exons. The record is from RefSeq and is a predicted model, not a curated record. Gene Ontology annotation, cellular component: nucleus; cytoplasm. Lineage: Eukaryota; Viridiplantae; Streptophyta; Magnoliopsida; Proteales; Proteaceae. The coding region runs from base 156 to 1058 and encodes 300 amino acids.